This is a messenger RNA of Dendrobium catenatum, 1091 nucleotides long. RefSeq names its product WAT1-related protein At5g47470. Bases 6 to 1091 code for a protein of 361 amino acids. The record is from RefSeq and is a predicted model, not a curated record. The transcript is spliced from 7 exons. Lineage: Eukaryota; Viridiplantae; Streptophyta; Magnoliopsida; Asparagales; Orchidaceae. Gene Ontology annotation, molecular function: transmembrane transporter activity. Gene Ontology annotation, cellular component: plasma membrane.
AGGAGAUGCAGAUAAGCUCAGAGAUUAAGGGUGGAAGGUGGAUGGAAGCCAUUAUGGUGACCAGCUUGAUCAGCGUUCAAUUGAGCUUGGCCUUCUACACUGUCUUUAUCUCCAGGUUCCUCGCCGGCGGCCUCCAACCGCUCUUCCUUGUUGCCGCCAGUAGCUUCCUCAGUGCCUUUCUUCUCCUCCCCUUAGCUAUUCUCUUUGAAAGGAAAAAUUGGCCAGAGAAAAUAGGACUCUAUUUGACUAUUCGGUUUGCUCUAAUCGCAGUUGGAGGGACACCUUUGUACCAAGUCCUCUUGCUCAUAGGAGUAAAGAAGACAACCCCAGCAGUCGCCACAGCUAUGCCUAACUUAGCUCCAGGACUCAUCUUCUUCAUUGCUUCUUGUCUAAGGAUUGAGAAAUUUGAUAUUAAGUGCAAGCAUACAAGAUAUAAGGUGAUGGGGACUCUGAUGUGCUUGAGUGGAGCCAUGGCCAUGAGCUUCAUGCAGGCAGAUUCUGUAAACUUACCAGCAGAAUCACCUAAUUUAAGAUCAAUAUUGUUCAUGGGAGCUAAUUUGAGCAGUAUUGAUACCACCUCUAAUGACUGGAUUAUUGGUUGCCUCUAUCUCCUUGCAGCUGUUGUGGUUCUUUCUUGUGUCAUGAUUUUACAGGCUACAACAAUGGCCGAUUUUCCUGCACCGAUUUCUCUCGGUGCUAUAUCUGGCAUAUUAGGCUCUUUUUUUUCUGUAAUAUUUCAGUAUAUCUUGCAAGGCAAUAUAAGCACUGGAGCUGCUAGCCUCGGCAUCACAAGCAUUAUCGCUGCUGUGUUAGCGGGAGGAUCAGUGUCAUUUCUGACUGCUACAAUAGUAACAAUGUGUGUUCAUAAAAAAGGACCAGUUUUUGUUUCAGCCUUCAAUCCCACACAAACAGUCUGUGCAGCAGUUCUUUCAGCAGUAAUACUGAAGCAGUUCAUCAGUCUUGGGAGCUUAAUCGGUAUGGGACUCUUGUUUGCUGGUUUGUACAUUUUCUUGUUGGCAAAGAUGAAGGAAGCUGAUAUGGAGGAGGUGACAAAGGUGCUCCCAGAUGAAGAGAGAGCUCUUCUCUUUUAG